Acanthochromis polyacanthus (spiny chromis) is the source of this 3984-nucleotide messenger RNA. It is a transcript of the gene abcd3a, whose product is annotated as ATP-binding cassette, sub-family D (ALD), member 3a. The transcript has 23 exons. Gene Ontology annotation, molecular function: long-chain fatty acid transmembrane transporter activity; ABC-type transporter activity; ATP binding. Gene Ontology annotation, biological process: long-chain fatty acid import into peroxisome; fatty acid beta-oxidation; peroxisome organization. NCBI's taxonomy places the organism in Eukaryota, Metazoa, Chordata, Actinopteri, Pomacentridae. The record is from RefSeq and is a predicted model, not a curated record. The coding region runs from base 46 to 2025 and encodes 659 amino acids. Gene Ontology annotation, cellular component: peroxisome; peroxisomal membrane.
AGCCUGGCGAGCUGGAACAGUCCAACCGGUCGUUGUGUCAGAAACAUGGCCGCCUUCAGUAGACAUUUGACAGCGAGAAACUCCUCCAUAGCGGGCGGCGUUUUGCUGCUCUUAUACCUGCUGAAGCACCGAAACAGGAAGCCCAAGCAAAGCAGUAAACAAGGAGGCUCACAUCUCGUGCUGAACACAGAGAAAGAUGGCAAAAAAGACAGAGCAGCAGUGGACAAGGUGUUCUUCCUCAGAAUCGUCCGGAUUCUGCGGAUCAUGGUGCCACGAUUUUUCUGCAUGGAGACCGGUUACCUUAUCCUCAUCGCCACCAUGUUGGUGGCCAGGACCUACUGUGAUGUAUGGAUGAUCCAGAACGGCACCAUGAUUGAAAGUGCAAUUAUUGGUCGCUCCACAAAAGAUUUCAAGAUCUUCUUGUUCAGCUUUAUCAAAUUCAUGCCACUUAUUGCCUUGGUCAACAACUUCCUGAAGUUUGGCCUAAAUGAGUUGAAGCUGAGGUGCCGUGAGAGGCUCACACAGUACCUGUAUGACCAGUACUUACAAGGUUUCACUUACUACAAAAUGGGAAACCUGGACAACCGGAUAGCUAACGCUGACCAGCUUCUGACACAGGAUGUAGAGAAGUUCUGCAACAGUGUGGUGGAUCUUUACUCCAACCUCAGCAAGCCUCUGUUAGAUAUCGGACUGUACAUCUUCAAGCUGACAAGUGCCAUUGGUGCUCAGGGUCCAACCAUCAUGAUGUCCUACCUGCUGAUCUCAGGUCUGUUCCUGACCAGGCUGAGGAGGCCUAUAGGCAAGAUGACAGUCACUGAGCAGCGCUAUGAGGGAGAGUAUCGCUAUGUCAACUCUCGCCUCAUUACUAACAGUGAGGAGAUCGCCUUCUACAACGGGAACAUGAGGGAAAAGCAGACUAUCCAUGCCACAUUCAAGAAACUGGUUGACCACUUGCAUAACUUCAUCUUCUUUCGCUUCUCUAUGGGAUUCGUGGACAGCAUCAUUGCCAAGUAUCUGGCCACCGUGGUGGGCUACUUGGUGGUUAGCCGGCCAUUCCUCAACCUGUCACACCCCCGACACCUGAACAGCACACACUCUGAGCUGCUUGAAGACUACUACCAGAGUGGGAGGAUGCUCCUGCGAAUGUCCCAGGCCUUGGGCAGGAUUGUCCUGGCUGGCCGAGAGAUGACCCGCCUCUCAGGAUUUACAGCUCGUAUCACCGAACUGAUGAAAGUCCUGAAGGAGCUAAAUGCUGGCAGAUAUGAGCGCACAAUGGUUUCCCAGCAGGAGAAGGAAGAAGACACUGCAGAGAAACUGCUUUUGGUGCCUGGAAGUGGUCAAAUUAUUAACAGAGACAACGUCAUCAAAUUUGACCAUACUCCACUCGCAACGCCCAAUGGAGACAUCCUGAUCAAAGAGCUCACGUUUGAGGUGCAGUCUGGCACCAAUGUUCUUGUGUGUGGACCAAAUGGCUGUGGAAAAAGCUCACUGUUCAGAGUGCUUGGAGAGCUGUGGCCUCUGUUUGGUGGACAUCUGACGAAACCUGAGAGGGGGAAGCUCUUCUAUGUGCCUCAGAGACCCUACAUGACUCUGGGUUCUCUGAGGGACCAAGUCAUUUACCCUGACACCCACGAAGAUCAGAGGAAGAAAGGCAUCUCUGAUCAGGUGUUGAAGGAGUACCUGGACAAUGUUCAGCUGGGUCACAUCCUGGACAGGGAGGGCAGCUGGGACAAUGUCCAGGACUGGAUGGACGUCCUCAGUGGAGGGGAAAAGCAGAGGAUGGCCAUGGCCAGACUGUUUUAUCACAAGCCCCAGUUUGCCAUCCUUGAUGAGUGUACCAGUGCAGUGAGUGUGGAUGUGGAGGAUUACAUCUACAGCCACUGCAGGACGGUGGGCAUCACCUUGUUCACAGUGUCUCACAGAAAGUCCCUGUGGAAGCACCAUGAGUAUUAUCUCCACAUGGAUGGGAGAGGGAACUACGAAUUCAAGCCCAUCACAGAAGAAACUGUAGAGUUUGGCUCUUAACUGCCUGCUGCUGACAGAUGCACUGCUGUGAUAAAACCAGUCUGUUAAUUCUUUGCACUCAAGACAGAAGUAAUAGAUAACAAUGUUUUUAAUCAUUUGUAAUUCUAAGCCUUGUUUCUUUUAUUUUCUGUUAUUUAAAGCAUCGCUUUAGCCCUGUCUAAUUAUGAUUUUGUUUAGUAUGAUUAUAAGAAGGUUGUGAUUUAUGUUACCAACUCAAACGCCCAUGAGAUGUUUAAGUAGAGGUGGAAAUAUAUUCUGCUGUUUUUUAAUCAUCUCUGGCAUCUACAGGCAGUUGUAUGUGACAACAGGUUUGCCUGUAGAGAUGAUCUAGAAACCACGGUGGUCUUUCAGUCAUUAUGUCCCACAAAGUGUGAUGCUUCUAGCUGCCUUGCAGCUUUUCUUUAAAGUUGGAUAACAGAAGCUGAGAGCAGCUGAAGGUCAGAAUCAUUUUGGGAGCUGUGCUGAAACCUUCAGUGGGAGUGGUUAAUAGUUAUCAUGUUAUGCCAUGUAAGCAUUCAUGUUUCACCCUCAUUUUUGUGCAGUUCAUUGUUUUCAUGGUUUUCUCUGGGCCAGUGAUGAUGUAAAUGUGUAAUCCAUGAAGUAGAGAAAUCAUUAGAACAAAAACUAAGUUUGAUGUAUCCUGAAAUCAUUUAAAUGACUUCAUAAGAACAGUUUAUCUGGAGAUGAUCUAUUGAAAGAGCUGUUCUCUGCUUCUGUAGCUGCAGGACAAACUGCUCCCUGGAACAGAAUAGUUUCCUCGAACCAACUGCUGCAUCUGAGGCCUCUGAAGUGCUGACUGUGUAACACAUUAACAAGGUUGUUGAGUAAAGUCUGAGCAUUGGAGGGCCAGCUGUUUUCUGUCUCAACUCGGGUUUUUUUCAAGGUACCCUCUGGUUUAACCUACAAUCCAUGUUAAACAAAGAUGGUACCAAAGUUUUGGUUCUACUCUUCUAAAUUCUACUCGUGAUCGUUGCCUCAGAGCUGUCGUCGUGAUCAGCCUGUAUAAUCACAUCAAUGGUGUAAACAGCAGCACUCAGCUCCGGUGAUUUUGAGAUUGAACAUUCCACUUGCAACACAUUUUCUGAACACCUGAAUGUCUAAAAUGUAACGUGUGAUUGCUGUCAAGGACGCCAACAUGUAGUGUAAAGAUCUUCCAUCAGGUCCAACUGUCAGGGUGCUGUGAUCUUCAGGACUGAUUACAGAAUUGACUGUGCUGACCAGACAUGGAUAUGCUGACUGAUGCGGGAAUGGAAAAAAAACAGGAAUCUGAUGUAUUGUUAAAGAACAGACACGGCCUGAAAGCUUUCAAAGGGUUACACUCAUUUUAUUGCCACCCAGACUGUUAAUGAGUUUGUUCUUCAAACAUCAGUGUUUGCCUUCUUCUUCUGCCCAGUUUUUUAGGGAAUUAGUAGAUUGUAAUUGUUGGGAUGAGUUGCACUUGGCUCCUCUGUGUGAGUUGUAGUUCUACAAUCUUAAAACGCAAAGAAAAGUCACCCUAGUAGAGCUCCAUGUGAGCGUCGUCCAUUCUCAGUUUCAUUCAGUGUUUUUUCAAGAAGUCGUCGGUCAUGUUCGCUAAAAUUUGAAGAUACACACAUCAAACAGCAAAUGGUUAUUAAACUUUUUCCUUUUUAUCAAGAACUAAUCAUGAAUUUCAUAUUUAUGAAAUUGUGUUUAAACAGUGUAUUAACAUAGCUUGGGUGGUGGGAAUGAAAGAGGUAAUGAACGUUUUACAUGAGGUCUGUGAAGCUGGGGACUGGGUCCAACGUGCAAUGAUGGCUUUUCUCAGUGUCACUGGUACAUUAAUAUGCAGACAAGAUUGUUCCCAGGCCCCUCUGUUAGUCUAAUUUGCUUAACAGUAAGUUUCAAAAUGUAAAGCAAGAUUUUCAACUGUACUGUUGGUUUUGUAUGGACAAUAAUGGUAUGAUCUCACUGCAUUAAAAAAUAAAGAACUGAAGGAGA